AUACUCUAUUAGAGCCACUCUAGUUACCCUGCAGCAAAGGGACCAAAAUAGAGCUGAAGUGAGAGUGAAUAUUUGGCUUAAGGCAUCAGACAAAUGUUUCUUUCUGGGUGUUCAAUGUGUAAAUAGACAGCUUUAAUUAUACAUCUUCAAUCAUUUGUAUCUUACUAAAUGUAUUUACUGAAAUGGCAUGUCUAAUUUUCUGAAUCAUCAUGCAGGGCAACUGUGAUUUAUAAAGUCACUUACAAACAAACUGAUGUUAUUGAAGGUAGUUUUCAGUCAUUCAGUCUGUUGCAAUUGUUUUGUGCGAGCCGUCUCUGAGAACAAAAACAGCACAAUUACAAGUGUUAGUUAACAUUUUAUUGAGAUUGACAACAGUCUUCCAUGUACUUGAAUUCACUGUGCGGACAUCAGUGCGUUUUGUGACUGCACGUCUGUUGAGCCACCUUUGUGCCGAGCCCUAGAGGUCCACGUUCAAUGAAUGGGCUAAGCAGGACGCUCGUGACGUAAUCCGCGUCACGUCAUUGUCGGCUGGAGGCUCCGGUUACGGUGACGACCACUUGACAAGGGCGAAAUUAAUUAAGUCAAAAACCAAGGAAGCGGCAGUCGAACAGCAACAUACCAAAAGGAAAAUGAAUCCAAAGGACAUUCCGGGGACCGAAUCAUGCAGCAGUUCUGUUUUUGUGCACAACCCACACCUGGAAGAAAUGAACGAUGACAUCCUGUACCACUUUGGUUUUGGAACCAGAACUCACAACCUACCAGCUAUGUUUGGCGAUGUCAAAUUUGUGUGUGUGGGGGGCAGUCCUUGGAGAAUGAAAUCAUUCACUGAGUACAUUGCUGCCGAGCUCCGCUUGGAAGAUCCCAAAGCAGAGUACCCAAACAUCUGUGCUGGAACAGACCGCUAUGCUAUGUACAAAGUUGGCCCUGUACUCUCUGUCAGUCAUGGGAUGGGAAUCCCAUCUAUUGCCAUAAUGUUGCAUGAGCUGAUAAAGCUCCUCCAUCACGCUUGUUGCACCAAUGUCACAAUUUUUCGCAUUGGAACAUCAGGUGGAAUAGGCCUUGAGCCCGGCACAGUUGUUGUGACCAAGCAGUCGUUGGAUGCCACCUUCCUGCCCAAGUUUGAGCAGGUGAUCUUGGGGAAGACGGUGGUGCGCAACACUGAUCUCGACCCAAGCCUGGCCGAGGAGCUGUUACACUGCAGCAAGGAGCUGGACCAGUUUGAGACCAUGGCAGGCAACACCAUGUGUACACUGGAUUUCUAUGAAGGCCAAGCCCGUUUGGAUGGGGCCUUCUGCUCCUACAGCGUGAAGGACAAACAAGAAUACCUCAAUAGAGCCAGUGAAGCAGGAGUCUGCAAUAUUGAAAUGGAGUCAUCUGUUUUUGCUGCUAUGUGCAAGCUGAGUGGUCUACGAGCGGCCGUGGUUUGCGUGACAUUACUGGAUCGGCUGAAAGGGGAUCAACUGAACGUCUCUCCAGAGGUUCUCCACAGCUACCAGCAUCGUCCCCAGAUACUGGUUGGCCACUACAUUAAGAAGCAGUUGAAGAAAAAAGCACUUUGUAGCUAAGUGCAACUCUUAUUACAUUGUUAAUAAGCAGCCAUCGCAUUUCUUGUAAACAUGAUUUUCUUCUGAUCAAUAGCCGUAUGUGUAAUACCUCCAGUACUCGCUGGAGGUUGAAAAUCCAUACUAACUUAUUUAUCUUUUGUCUUAGUACAUUCUAUUUCUAUAUCUCCAAGGUUUUGCCCUCUAAGAGCUGUCCCUGUUGUGUUCACAUCCCCCAUGUGUGCAACCAUAGUUUUACUCCAUAGUAAGGUUAAGAUUAUAAAGAGUUUGAGCGGUAUGGGGUCUGUAGAAUUGGCUACUUUGUCUUCCCUGCCUUCAUCCCAGCUGAUCAGUGAAGGCUGAUGAUGAUGAGGAGCCCCUCAUGUAGGUUUGUCUCUGUCGACAUUGUGGCCAGGUGUCCCGAUGAAGUGGAUCUCUCCUACUUCAGAUCAGCUAUUGUGGGGACCAGCCGCCCCACUAACAAUGUUAUCAGUGACUGUGACAACAGAUGCACAACCACCCUUUACUUUUCCACUAAACAGCAGUUUCCUCUCAGUCUGCUUAUUGUUCGCACUGAGCAGUUUGAUUUACAAAAUGGAGGCUUAACACUGCACAAACAGCAGCACGCACCGUCACUUACAAGCCAUGAUCUUUUCAAAUUUGUAUUACCGAACACAAAGAAUGAUCAACUGUCUCCCAGAUUACUGGCCAGCAGGGAUAAAUCCAACAUUAGCUGCUUUUUGGGGGCUACAAAUAUGCUCAUGGAACUUGGACUUCAAAAAUGUAAAUAAUCUUUUCAAGUCAUCUUUUUUCAACUUAAAAACAAUUUAAACUAGAGCUGUCAUGUAGUAACAUAGCACAUCUUAACAUUUUUAAGACUGCCUUUGUUUUAUAAGUAAAGCUUCUAUCCAUAAAACAUGAAUUUAGUUAGGAUUUCAUGCAAGUCUAUUUUAAGAAGAUGCUGUAACAACAAGUACCGUUAACUGUCAUCAGUGUUGAAUGAAGACUGAAAAAAAAGACUGAUAAAUGUUUGCCCUUUUGAUGGUAUUGCUUAUGUGUGUAAUUAAGCCAUAUGUAUUUUGGGUUGUAAAGUUGGCAGAUGCAAUGUGUCUAGAAGUUUCCUUCAGAACCAUAUACCUCUCUAAAUGUCAAUCAAUUUUGAGAAGAAACUCCACUGUCUUAACACUAUUAAAUUAUAAUGCAAUUCAAUGUUCUCACUUCUUAUAAUCUUCAUACAGUUCAACAUCUUAGUUUUGCUUCAAGCAGGAGGUUUGAUGCAUUAUGACCAACAUGCUGACCCGACCUAUAGAAAGUGAAGUUCCUUAUGAUUAUCUCUAUUGAUUUCUAUCAAUCUGACACAUGUCAUUCCUUUUCCUAAGCUCACACCAACUCAAAAACAUUUGUCUGCUGUCUUCAGAUAGGCCAGCUUAUAUGAAGUUAUAAUGACAAUGAACAGC
Molecule: messenger RNA, 2998 nt
Organism: Pungitius pungitius (ninespine stickleback)
Lineage: Eukaryota; Metazoa; Chordata; Actinopteri; Perciformes; Gasterosteidae
Gene: upp1
Product: uridine phosphorylase 1
Exons: 8
Coding region: 630-1565 (311 amino acids)
Biological process (GO): uridine catabolic process; nucleotide catabolic process
Cellular component (GO): cytosol; cytoplasm
Molecular function (GO): uridine phosphorylase activity
Source: RefSeq, a predicted model, not a curated record